AUGGUCUCCCUCACUAGCUCCCUCGAUCUUGCCUCCUGUUUCCGAUUCCUUCUCUUCUCUUCUCUGCUGAGCGUGGUUUUCGCGCAUGAGGACCACGGCGAGCAUGGCCAGCCCGAGCACGGGGGCCACGGAAAGCACCCGGGGAGAAAGCAUUGCACGGUCAAGCACAACCGUGACGGGUCCGAUGACUCGCCGAAUAUCCUGGCGGCGUUUGCGGAGUGCGCCACAAACUCCCUGAUCACCUUUUCGCGGGCGAACUACUCGGCAUUCACGCCAGUCGCACUGACCGGGCUUGACGACGUCAUCAUCCAUCUGGACGGAAAUCUCCUUCUCCCGAGCAGCAUCCCGCAGGUGCAGCACGCGAUCAACAUCACGAAAAACCAACCUAGCACCUACGCCACACCGUGGUUCUAUUUUCACGGCAGCAACGUGCAGCUGAUCGCGGCGGACGACUUUGCGUGGGGCCGGUUCAUAGGAUUCGGCGAGCACUGGUGGGAUCUGCGCCAGCAGACGCUCCGACCGCAGCUGGCGACAUUCAACAUCACCACCGGGCUGAUGCGGAACAUCAAGGUCAUCAAGCCGAUCGCGUGGGGCUGGAACUUGCCGGGCACGAACAUCCGCGUCGAGAACCACUUUGUCGACGCGCAGCCGUCCAACGCGUCCCGGUGGGAGACAAUCAGCUUCCCUUUCAAUACCCAGGCAUCAAUAUCUCUGGGAAAAACAUCACCGUCGACGGGUGCGAUCAUCGUCGUCGCCCAAAGGGCCUACGCACCCACUUACGGAUGCAUGCAUCUCAGAUACUUCGGGCACAACGGCGACGAUUGCAUCUCGCUGAUCAACGGAGCGGACGGCGUCGUGGCGAAGAACGGGUUCUGUGGUUUCUCUUCCCACGGUUUGAGUGUCGGCUCGCUGGGCAAAAACGGCGCAUUCCAGACGGUCCAGAACAUUCUGUUCAAGAACUGGACCAUGGAUGGAGCCGUCUAUGGAGCCCGCUUCAAAAGUUGGACGGGCGGAAAUGGCUUCGCAAACAACGUCACCUGGGAGGAUAUCCACCUGAUCAACGUCUCGACCGCCAUCUACAUCACCCAAAACUAUUUUGACCAGGAACUGGGACCACCCAAAACCUCUGGAGGGCCCAUCAACAGCACCCAUGUCUCAAAUUUCACGUACAGAAAUUUCACGGGCAGCUUGAAUGCCAACUGGACCGACGGAACCUGCAUUACCCAGCCAUGCUGGAACUUUGUCCCCGGCAUCGACGGUACCCAGAGCAUUAUCUUCGAUCUGUACCCGGACACCGCUGUCAACAUCUCAGUUGGACGCGUCCAUGUCCAUCCGUAUCAGCUGCCCUACAGCGCGACGAACGUCAUCUGCAACGCCACGACCCUGGCGCCCGGCGAGCAGGACACCCUCGGAUUCAACUGCACACGCGGCCCGUACGUGCAGACCAAGACGCGCUGAGAGCUGGCUUGGCGGGUUUCGGCUGUCGAGGAUGUACUUUUCUGGCUGUUUUAUGUACCGUUUUCUCUUGCGGAGCCAUGUGUUGUCCAUCCCUGUCAUGGCCGGGAAUCCACCGAUGUUGUUGAUUGACAGCGAGCGGCUGCCGCGAUAUGUGAUCCGGCGCGAUGCUGGGCCAUCACGGAAGGUCUCUGCGUCUCUUCACAGCGCGCCCGGUAUAUGGCCUGACCUGACCCGACCUCGCCGAUUCCAAUGCGCUAUCGGAUACUGAUCACAGGAAGGAUGCUGCGUACCACGAACUCGGGCCGCAGCGGCUGCUUAUCGCCCCACGCGGCGAAACCUUUGCUGCUCGGGACCAAAAAAAAUCGAUUCGAGGCUUGAUAGAUCUGAAUCCGUCCCCCUGCCCCCCGAGGAGGAGGGGGGAGAUAUCGAUGGGCAGUAUAUGAACAGAACAAUGCAAUGCAAUCUCCGCAGCGUGGCCACACGCUCGGCCAGGUUUGAGUUGGGAUGUCGGAUUAGACUUUGGGUUUUUGCCUGCGGCGAGUUUGGCGCGCGCGAUCGCAACAAAUGGGCCCCCUCCCCGGUGUGCGCGCGAUACGUUACGUACGUACUGGUUUGGUAACUCCGGCCCCGCGCGAGGCUGAGCCAUGGGCUUCCGGGCUAGACCAUCAAGCUUCGAUCGGGCGGACAAAAGUUUGGGUGAGUGGAUUGGAAGGCUCGGCGACCAGAGAUUGCAUGCACUGCUCCCUGAUCUGAU
Molecule: messenger RNA, 2212 nt
Organism: Mycena citricolor
Lineage: Eukaryota; Fungi; Basidiomycota; Agaricomycetes; Agaricales; Mycenaceae
Source: the annotation of a GenBank genome assembly